GAUUGGUGGUUGGUGGUUGUGGUCUUCUGGGUUUUUUGAUUUGAUUUUUUUUCCUUUUGUUUCUUUGCUUUCAUUUUUGGGGCUUUUUUAUUUUGGUUAUUUGUUUUGGUUUAUUAUAUUUUUUUAAGCUAGCAUCCUAAGAUGGUGUUCCGUUGUAGGAUUCGCAGUGAGAGUAGUGAGAACAGUGUAGAGAGACGAGGGCGGGGCUCCUAUGAGCCUGCCAUCACCGACCAUUAUGAACUUCUGCGGGACAUUGGAGAAGGGGGCUUCGCCAAGGUGAAACUUGCCUGCCAUCGCCUCACGGGGACAGAGGUUGUGGUGAAGGUUGUGCCAAAAGUCAUUGAGACCCUCAAAUACGUGUACAUUAUCAUGGAGCAUGCAGGUGGGGGACAUCUACGGAGCCUCAUCUCGGAGCCUGGUGGCAUGCCUGAGGAGCAGGCCCGCAGACUCUUCAGGCAGAUGGUGCGCGCUGUGCAGUACUGCCAUGACAAGGGCAUCGCACACCUGGACCUCAAGCCCGAGAACUUCGUGCUGGAUGCCAGUGGUACGGUGAAACUCAUUGACUUCGGCCUGAGCACCAGAUUCAUAGCCGGGAGGAAGCUGAGCCGGUUCUGGGGCACUCUCCAAUACUUUGCCCCAGAAGUUGUCCGGAGGGAGGAAUACGAGGGCCCCCUGGCGGACAUCUGGAGCCUGGGGGUGGUUCUCUAUUUCAUGCUGACAGGGAGCCGCCCAUUUAUAGCAAACAGUGUUGGGCGGGUGAGGAGGCUGAUCAUGGAGGGAGCCUAUGGCAUUCCUGAACAUGUUUCCAAGGGAGCUCAGAGCCUCAUCCUUGCGAUUCUGAAGGUGCACCCCAGGCAGAGGCCCAGCCUAAAACAGAUAAUGAGCCACCCAUGGCUGAGCCAGGGCAAGGAAGAUUCACCCUGUCCUUCUGGCGAGGCUCUCCCCAUCCACCCUGAUCCUGCCAUUAUAACAACCAUGUUCGACAUGGGUUACGACCCCUAUAACAUCUGGGUGUCCCUGUCACAUAAGAAAUACGAUGAUGCCAUGGCUACCUACCUCCUGCUCAAGUGCCAGAGAACCCAGGGGGUGGGUUGCACAUGCCAGGAGAAGCCCCUGCAGCGUCGGGUGGUAGGGCCUCGCUCAGGCCCUGCAGAUCCUCCUAGGGUCGACCCCAGGAAGUGUUCCAGUGAGCCUGCCCUUCACUUGCCCUGUGAGCAGCAGCAGCAGCCAGAGGAGGCCAAACCGUCUCUGCAGAAGGGUGGUGGCAGUGCCAGCGUGCCUGGCAUUCGUCUCCGCUUUUUCCACGUGGACACACCCCCUCCCAGCCUAGCCUCCCAGCACCACCCUGUGCCCAGCACAACCGACCCCUCCAGCCUCAGUAGGGAGAUCACAGAGGACCGCAGCUCCUCCUCCCAAGCUUCCUCCACAGAGCCAACCCACCACUGCAUCAGGGGUUGGAGGAGGGUGAGGAAGAGUAUUGUCUCCUGCCUUCGACAGCUGUGUUUCAUCCCGUGCUUCAGUCGGUCAUUGUUCAGGAGCACAGUGGUUCCAGUGUAAAUCCCCAGCCAAGACCAACAGAACCAAUGAACAGCCCGAAGACCGAGGUGUGCCAACAGGUUUCCAGGCAGGAGCGCAUCUGGGUCCACCAGGAGUCUCCUCUGCCCCCACCUGCGAAGACACCUCAUAGAGACUUUGCCUUGGGUCACAUCCCCCUGUCCUGCUAUUUGUCCUGCUGUUUCUCCACUGUCCUGCUGUUUCUGGUCACUUUCAAAUAAGAAAUUUAUUAUUUUUUUCACAAAUAGUACAAUAAAAAUGUUUCAAAGAUUGAAAAAAAGCAAGUGUG
Ictidomys tridecemlineatus (thirteen-lined ground squirrel) is the source of this 1843-nucleotide messenger RNA. NCBI's taxonomy places the organism in Eukaryota, Metazoa, Chordata, Mammalia, Rodentia, Sciuridae. The record is from RefSeq and is a predicted model, not a curated record.